Messenger RNA from Ambispora leptoticha, 2160 nucleotides. NCBI's taxonomy places the organism in Eukaryota, Fungi, Glomeromycota, Glomeromycetes, Archaeosporales, Ambisporaceae. The record is from the annotation of a GenBank genome assembly.
AUGGAAGAUAAUAUACACGAAUGGUGUCUUCUCGAAUACCUCAAUAUUGCCAAAUUUAUAUCACCAGAGUACUUUUAUAUAACAAAAUUAUCACCUGAGGCGAAAUCCCAGCUUUCACAAGAACCGACUCUAAAAGAAUGUCAUUUGCUAACUAAUGAUGUAAAUAGCAUGGGGAUUGAGACAGAACGAAUAUGUUUGUUGGAUCCGGCAUCUAAUGAUGUUUUGAUGACUGAUGAUGCUGAAAAGUUUGAGUAUUUUUUGUUUGGUGGAAUUUUGGGUGAUGAUCCUCCAAAAGAUCGAACAAGUGAGCUACGACAAUUCGGAUUCCCGACUCGACAUUUGGGGCCUUUACAAAUGACAACAGACACUGCGUUAAUAGUCACUAAAAAAAUUAUCGAAGAUUCUAUUGCACUUGAUCAAAUUCCGUUUAUUGAUUUUCCCGAGAUAAAGUUUGAUAGGACAGAGUCUGUGAUAAUGCCAUUUCGUUACAUUACAAUUCCUGAUAUGAAUGUUUCGACAUUACAAACCACCGACAAUCAGCUGAAGAGACAUGUUAAACCAUUAGUGCCUUCCGGAAUGAUUGAACUGCUAAAAAAAGAUGGAGAUAUGGUGCUAGAUAUGGAAACCGUUAUUAACAACCUUCCCGAACCUGGAGAAAUAUUAACUCACGACUUUCGUCCAAAAAUACGUUCUAACGAAGAAGACGAGUAUAAUAAUAUAUCCUCCAAUCCUACCAACAGGCCAAUAAAAUGUCUUCAAUGGAACGUAGAAAGAAACUAUCGUGCCUCGAAAAUAAUAAAAACUUUAAAAGAACUUGAUCCUGAUAUUGCACUUAUCCAAGAAAUAGAUAUUGGGUGUGCACGUUCCGAAAGACGCGACCAUUUUCGUGAAAUUGCUAGAGAGUUGAAGUGGAUGGGUGUCUAUGUAUGCGAGUUUUUCGAGAUUGAAAGUGAGCAAAGGAAAAAACGUGACCAGGGCGGUGGUGUACACGGGAAUGCAAUAUUUACUAAAUAUGAUAUUGUGUCGUUUCGUUUGAUUGAUCAUAAGUAUCAUCCGUUUAAUUGGGAACGUGAUGGUCAUAAAUUGGGUGAGCCGAGAAGAGGAAGGUUAGAUUUUUCAGCGGAAGUUAAAACACCAUUUGGCCCGCCAAUUUUGUGCUAUUGUGUUCAUUUAGAGGUUUUCUGUGGUAUUACAGGACGUAUCGCACAAUUUUCCGAAAUAUUAUCAGAUGCUACCGCACACAUGAACACACAUCCGUAUCAGCUAAUAUUCGGUGAUUUAAAUACAAUGUCACGUUCAAUAGCGCGUCUGUCACAUCUCUGUUCUACGGAUCAAUAUCGUAUACUAUCGUUAGGGACGUCAGAGUCUGUGUGGUGGGACAAAUAUUUGUUGUCUUGGCAUGUUUCAGAUGGAGAAUCUAAUUUGUUAUUAGAGUCUCGUGGAUUAGGAUAUUUUAGUUCGUUAUUCAAAAGAAAUAAAAACAAUGUUGCCAGUAAUAGUAGUAGUGAUGAUAAUGAACAAUUAGUCGAGAAUGCAGUUGUGAAGAAAACACUUUCAGGAUUCACGACGAGUGUUUUGCGUGCUGCUCGAAAUCCCGGAUUUUAUGAUCCAUGGAAUCCAGAACGCGAUAUCACGUUACACCUCCCAAAGUAUUUUGGACUUUAUCGUGCAAAACUUGAUUGGACGCUUGUUCGAGGAUUUGACGUGGUGAAAAGGUGGAUGGGAAAUCAUGAUUAUAAUGCAUCAGAUCAUAAGUAUUUGAUGGUUGCGUUGGAGUUUGAUCUUAAUGACAAUGAUAAUGUAGUUGUUGAUUCGGAAGCUGUCGCAAAACAAGUUUGGAGUAGUCGGAGAAAGUAUUGGGCUGAAAGGACUAAGAGAGGUUGGAAAAUCCGAAACGUUAGAGGAGACGAAGAAGACUAUAAUAGCGUAGAAAACGAUGAUGAAAAUGACGAAAAAAAAAGUUGGUUAAGAGUAUUUGACGCACCAGGACUUUCCAAAAAUCCACUUAAUCGCGACUCAUUCCAACCUUUAAAUGAAAGAAUCCCGGGCCCUACUGCUUUAGCAAAAGCCCAGGGUGUCGCUCAAAAUGAGCCACUUCAAAAAGGUGGUCUCGGAUAUAAAACCGAGCUGGAGAAAUUGGUGUUGAAAGCGCGCAGAUAG